GUACACCUGAGAUCGUUAACUAGCAAGAGUUUGUUGUUGCUUUAGCAUCUGCUGCUAAAUUAUCUUUUAUUUGUCGUCAGAUUGAGGUUGAUACAUUGUUUACUAGUUGUUUAAUGGUGACAAGGGAUUGAAUUUAGUUAGAAAGAAGUCAAACUUACAGGAAUUAAGACAUUUCGGACGUUUUCUUCCAGAGAAAAUUAGCUGCCUCGCCCACUAGCUAGUUUAGCUCUGUCACUGGUCACAGCUAACAGCCCAUGAAGUCCAACUAGCUGAUUAAUUCAAGCAAGCUCACCUCAAGUGAUGCAACUGAGGUGAAUCUGUUGACGCAUCAUGAUGGUGGGUUCCCAGUGGGAACUUCCUCCAGAGCUAUGCUGCCGGCCCAUGGCUUUUGUAGCUUUAACUGGUCUAGAUGUAGUCUACAAUGCCGUGCACCGGGCCAUCUGGGAUGCUUUCUGUGCUAAUCGUCGCGCUGACAGAGUCCCCAUCUCUUUCAAAGUUCUCCCAGGAGACCACGAGUAUCCCAAAUGUCGCACUAAGCGAACUUCAUACGAGUGGUAUAUUCCUAAAGGAAUCCUGAAAACAGGCUGGAUGAAUAAACAUCUGAACCUGGUCCCUGCUUUGGUAGUUCUCUUCUAUGAGCUGGACUGGGACGACCCGCAGUGGAAAGAGAAACAGUCUGAAUGUGCCACUAAGGUGGAGAUUGUCAGGACCAGUCUUCAGGGCAGGAACACCAAAGUGGCCGUGGUUUUAAUCCAGAAGAAAACCCCUCUACCUCCAGGAGAGGACCUGGUAGCAUCAGAGCGAGCACAGGCUCUUUGCAGUGCCUGUGAUCUGUCUGGGAAGAGCCUCUUCGUCCUGCCGCACACCGACCACUUGGUGGGCUACAUUAUCAGGUUAGAGAACGCCUUCUACGAGCACGCUCAGACAUAUUACUACACAGAGAUCCGCCGUGUUAAAUCCCACAAAGAAUUCCUCAAUAAAACAACACACCAGCUGCUGUUCGUCAGACACCAGUUUAAAAUCGCUUUCUUCAGUGAGCUGAAACAGGACACCCAGAACGCUCUGAAAUACUACAGAACUGCAUACAGUCUUGUCCAUGAGCUCCGAGCACACGAGACCAACAUAUUAGAGAUAAAAACUAUGGCUGGAUUUAUCAACUACAAGAUCUGCCGCCUGUGUUUCCAGCAUAACACACCUCUGGAUGCUAUCGCUCAGUUCCGGAAACACAUUGACUUGUGUAAAAAGAAGAUCGGUAGCGCGGAGCUGGCCUUUGAACACUCUGCUUGGAUGUCUAAACAGUUCCAGUCGUUCGGUGAGCUGUUUGAUGAGGCCAUAAAGCUGGGUCUGACGGCCAUCCAGACCCAGAACCCUGGUUUCUACUACCAGCAGGCUGCCUGUUACAGCCAGGACAGGAAGCAGCUGGCACAGCAGCUCUGUCAGGCUGGAAUGACUUGUCCCUCGCCCGACCCGCUAGACAUCCAGACUGGAGGACUGGACUUUUAUGGCCAGAGACCCUGGAGACAAGGACACCAGAGUAUCGAUCCACCAGAUCCAGAGAAGGAGAAGACUGGGGUUCUAGCCCUGCAGAUCAAGGAGAGAGAUGUACCACAUUCAGAGCUCAUCAUCGCCCUUCUUAGCAACGCUGUCGCCCAGUUUAAGAAGUACAAGUGCCCUCGAAUGAAGAGUCACCUCAUGGUCCAGAUGGGGGAGGAGUACUACCAUGCAAAAGAUUACACCAAAGCCCUCAAACUGCUGGACUAUGUGAUGUGCGACUACCGUACAGAGAGGUGGUGGGGUCUCCUGACGGCCAUACUGACCACAGCUCUGCGCUGUGCUUAUCUGAUGGCCAGUGUGAAGGACUACAUCAUCUACUGCAUGGAGAUGCUGGGCAGAGCUUCUACCCUUAAGGAGGAACAAAAGUCCAGGAUUGAGAAGAAUCUCUUCAAAGUCCUAAUGAACGAGGUCCCGGACUCCGAGCCUGACUGUGAUCCAUCCUCUGUGAGUGCUGCCAGGUCUCUGUGGACCGACCGCAUGGCUCUGGCUGGAUCCAAUGAGCUGACGAUAGAAGUACAGGACUACAUCCCUUUCAUCCAGUGCAAGGCCAGAUUCCAGUCUCCCAGUUUCCAUGUGGACCAGCCCAUCCAGCUGCAGGUCUUCCUCCGAGCUGACUGUCCUCAUCCCGUUAGCUUCAACAAGCUGGCUGUCAGCCUUAGUAACCAGGAGUACAACCAGUGGUGUGUGGUGGAGCCUUCAGGCCAGGACAGGAUGAGCCUGUUACCAGGAAAAACCAAAUCCUAUGACUUCAGCUUUGUGGCAAAAACUGAAGAUGUUGGGAAGAAGAUAGAGAUGACCGGUAUUGAGGUGAUGCUGGGCAGCGACAGUGGCCGCUGUGUGUUUCUGAGCUGGAGAGGGGCCGGAGGAGAUGCCGCCUCCACCCACGAAGCUCUGCAGGCCAGCAGGUCGUCACGGCGAUGGGGGCGCAUCACGGAGGCCCGUCAGGAGCUCGACUGGGAUGGUGUGACGGUGCAGCACAGCACCAUGAUUAUCUCCAGAGUCCCAAAGAUCUGCGUUCAGCUGAGCCACCAGCCUCCUGCUCUCACCAACGAAAUGUACUGCAUCAACCUCACCAUCCAAUCACAGGAGGAGGGCGUGGCCAAAGAUGUUAAACUGACAGCUGGCCUCAAACCAGGCCAGGACGCCAACCUUGGCCAGACCACCCACGUAACGUUUGACGGCUCCGAGGUUUGUGGUGACAUCACACCAGCUCUGCUUCCUGACGUUCCUCUGGGAGAUCUGCAACCUGGACAAAAGCUGGAGAAAUGCGUAUAUGUCAGGUGCGUUUCAACCGGACCGAGGGUCUUCCUGUUCCACGUGGCCUACAGCAUUGACACGGCUGUGGAAGGACGGCAGAUCAUCUGUAAAUGUCAUAAGGACGAGACUGUAACUAUAGAGACGGUCGUCCCAUUUGAGGUGUCAGUCAGAUUUGUUUCCACCAAGUUUGAGCCGUUGGAUCAGGUAGCGGUGGACAUCCCCUUCCUGUUGAUGACGGACAUCCUGUCCUCGUCUCCGUGGCCUCUCCUCCUCACCUCCUCUUCCCUGCAGCUGCUUACAAUAAGCAGCAACACACCCCAGCUCCAGUCCCAGCUGCAGGAAGUUGUUCUGCAGACAGGCGAGUGUGCCAGCGAGUGUUUCUGUCUCCGAUGUCCGCCAGCGACCAACAGCAGUAACACUGUGGCUACAGGACAGUACCUGGUGUCAUGGAGGAGGAAGUCCAACAGUCCCGACAGUCCUCUCAUCCGGACCGCAGUCACGCUGCCUCACGUCAUCCUGGAGUCGGUGCCUCUCUACAUCUACGCGGAUUUGCCGUCGUUCGGCAGAGUCAGAGAGUCUCUUCCGGUUCGUUACCACAUCGAGAACAGAACGGCUCUGGUGCAGGAGGUGGAGAUGGCCGUCGAACCGUCGGAUGCCUUCAUGUUCUCUGGACUCAAACAGGUACGUCUCCGUAUCCUUCCUGGUACGGAGCAGCAGAUGCUGUAUAACUACUACCCCCUGAUGGCAGGUUACCAGACUCUACCGCAGCUCAACAUCAGCCUGCCGCGCUGCCCGGCCCCCAGCACACCUGGACUACGACGCUUCCUGCCACAGCGGAUCUUUGUGAAGCCUCAGGGUCGACAGCCGGACGACGUCUCCAUCGCUGCAGCUUGAGGAGCAAAUAAAACGUUUACUGUAAAUACCUGAAGAAAGCAGCAUCACAAUGUUGUUCUACGACUCCAGAUGUCAUCUUUAACUCCGUCUGUCACUGCUCUGUAAAAACACACCGCAAACACCAUCUUUCCACCAAACUGGAGAUAUUUGUUUGUAGUGAAAAACCAUGCCCAUAAAUGAACUGAUGCCCAGCAAAAGUCAUGUGUGAAAAUCAUGUUUGGUCAUCUAAAUCUGAUGGUUGAUGGUGUAAAUCUGAUGGUUGAUGGUGUAAAUCUGAUGGUUGAUGGCGUAAAUCUGAUGGUUGAUCGUGGAACUCUGAUGGUUGAUGGUGUAAAUCUGAUGGUUGAUGGUGUAACUCUGAUGGUUGAUGGUGUAAAUCUGAUGGUUGAUGGUGUAAAUCUGAUGUGAGCUGUCAGGAAAUCUGGGUAGUGAAAUAGAUCAGUGUGAUGGAAUGAUUAUACUGAAGUGAUAUAAGCUUUCUGUGUGUUAUUUUCUCCUGUUUCAUCAGAGGACAGUAAUAAGUAAAGGAUUUAAGUAUUUACUCAGGCCGGACUGCAGGCUUCAAAAUAUCCACAACAUCCCACUUGUAACACAGUCAUGGUGCUGUUUUAAUGUGUGAAAUUGGUUUUUACUCCAUUUGUCUGCAACAAAGUUAUUUAAAAACCAGUUGAUUGUUUGUUUUUAAUGAUACAUUUUAUUUAUAGCAUUUCUGGGCACAGAGAGCUCACAAAGACUAGAUAAUGAAGCAUAAAACAGUCAAUUUAAACACAUCAGAUGAUGAAACACAUUUUACCAUGUGAUGGAAAAUAUGAGCUGAAUCUGAUGGCAGCACAUCUGGAAAAGGCUGGAAAAGUAAAAAGUGGAGUAGCGUUUGACAACUAAUCACGUUAACUGGCAACAGACCAGUAACAUGACUGGGUAUAAAAGGAGCAUUUCAGAGGCAGAUCCCAGAUGGAAAGAUGUACAGAGAUUCACCAAUCUGAGACAAACUGGCUCUAAAACUGGAACAAUUUCAGGAAAAUGUUCCUCAGACUAAAGAUCCACCAUCUACAGAGUAAAUCGUUGUAUUCAGUUCAGUGUUGAAAUAAAACGGUCAGUUAGUUUCAGUUAAAGGUGGUAUUUCUGUUGGCGCAUCUGUUUCUGUGCGUGUUAAACCUCCACACGGUAGAGGGCGCUGCUGCUCCAGCCAGAGCCAUUUCAUGAGCGCGCCUUACGCUCGCCGACACGUAGUCACGUGGUUCACCAAGCCAUCAACACUUCCACUCAGCGCUGUCAAUUUGAACGGGUCCAUUUUCCAAUUUCACAAUAAUGUGAAUUGAUGACUGUACUGUCUGUGUAUUUUAUAAAAGGCUUUUGUUUGGAAGCAGCAGAGAGGCAUCACAGUUUCACAUUUCCGACAGAAACAACACCAUUAAUUUUCUGACUGUUGGGAAUGCUACACCACCUCCCGUCCAGAGGUUAGCGCCUGCUUGGGUUUACCUUCAGCUCUGCAUCCUUCAACACAUCCAUGAAAUUUCUGUUCCCAGGAUUGACUCCCGCUGUGGAAGACGUUCAGUCUGCUGUCGGAUGGAAAACCAGCUGAAUGGCAGAGCUGGGCUCAAACAAACAUUUUAAAGAAGUUUUAAAUGACUUGAAGGACAAUAAGUGGCCGUAGAUGCUUUGAAUUCUUCCAUUGCAUAGAAUACACCAAUAUUAUAUUACUUCCUUUUUUAUAUUGUUUCACUUUGUGUUGCGUGACCUGAAUAAAUUAAUCUGUAACCC
Melanotaenia boesemani (Boeseman's rainbowfish) is the source of this 5466-nucleotide messenger RNA. It is a transcript of the gene trappc11, whose product is annotated as trafficking protein particle complex subunit 11. The coding region runs from base 331 to 3705 and encodes 1124 amino acids. The transcript has 30 exons. The record is from RefSeq and is a predicted model, not a curated record. NCBI's taxonomy places the organism in Eukaryota, Metazoa, Chordata, Actinopteri, Atheriniformes, Melanotaeniidae.